GUUGAUGUAUAUAGUAAUAUACAGUAUUUUAUUGUCUACUCCUCAAGAAGACCAAGGGGUCGAGCAGCUCUAGCUGCCUCAUACUCCACCUUUGUCAUUUCCGCACCAAACAACCACUGCGGGCGGACGACUGCUGGAGCCAACCGAAGCGCUCUUUCUCCCUCUCCAGGCUUUUUGUUCCACUUCAAGUUCCAACGUUCUUCACUCCUCGUUCUAUCCUACCACUCUCCAUAUACUGUCCUCCCUCCUCAACUCUUCUUUCUCCCCUCCUUUCUCCUUCCUCUCUCCCCCCUCCUUCACUUCCCCUCCCGCCAGAUCGUCCGAUUUCUGUUCCUUUCGCCGUCCCACGUUCCCCCGCCCAACCCCUCUGGAUUCUGACCCCCCGUCCUCGCGACUCCGCGUCAACCCAUUCUCCAUCUAGAACUCCUCUCGAAUAUCCUUUCUUCACCUUUCCACAGCUCAUCCUUCCACUUCAUCACACUAUCUAUCCUUCAACCUACCUACUCAAAACAUUCGAAAACAUGGAGCCUACUGACAUCGACCUCCACGAAACACCCGAUGCUGGUGAUGUCGACAUGAUGUCGCGUGAAGCUCCCGAAGACGAUGUCCCCGUCUCCGAAUCCAUGGAGACAGAUUCCCCCUCGCAACUGGGUCACGUGACUCUACGUGCAAUCAUUUCAUCCAAAGAGGCCGGGAUCGUGAUAGGCAAAGCAGGCAAGAAUGUGGCUGAUUUACGCGACGAAACAGGCGUGAAAGCCGGUGUGAGCAAGGUCAUUCCCGGCGUCCACGAUCGCGUCCUUACCAUCACCGGUCCUUUGGCUGGCACUGCGCGAGCUUAUGCUCUCGUCGCAAAGGGAUUGCUGGAAGGUGCCCCGCAGAUGGGCAUGGGUGGAAUUGUCUCCAAUAAUGGCACUCACCCUAUUCGUCUCCUAAUUUCCCACAAUCAAAUGGGCACCAUCAUCGGCCGCCAAGGUUUGAAGAUAAAACAUAUUCAGGACGCCUCAGGCGUGCGAAUGGUUGCUCAGAAGGAGAUGCUUCCCCAAUCUACUGAGCGUAUCGUUGAAGUACAAGGAACCCCCGAGGGAAUCGAGAAAGCUGUCUGGGAGAUUGGAAAGUGCCUAAUUGAUGACUGGCAACGCGGAACGGGAACCAUUCUGUACAAUCCCGCCGUUCGCUCAACAGUUGGAGGUAGCGGUGGCCAAGUGCACCAUAAUGGUGGAAAUGGAGAGAGCUUCAGCAGCCGACCUUACAACCGCACUGGUAACGGCGCUGACUUUAGUGACCAGUCCGGCGGUUAUGGCAGACGCUCGAACCCUGACACUGGCAACCGCGGUUACCCUCUUGUCACCGAAGACGGCGAGGAGAUUCAGACGCAGAAUAUCAGCAUUCCGGCUGAUAUGGUUGGGUGCAUCAUUGGUAGAGCUGGAAGCAAGAUCACUGAGAUCCGCCGGAGCUCUGGAGCCCGCAUUUCCAUUGCCAAGGCUCCCCAUGACGAGACUGGAGAACGCAUGUUCACCAUCAUGGGAAGCGCUCAGGCUAACGAGAAGGCUCUUUACCUUUUGUACGAGAACCUUGAAGCUGAAAAAACCCGCCGCAGCCAGCUGCAAGAAUAAUUCCUUGAGAUGCCUUGACUGACCGAUUCACCACUUCUCAAUCUUUCUUGCCCAAAUACCAGAAUUGUUUGCGUCACUUCCGCGUUCCUAAUAGCUUUCCCUGUCGCUCCUGUGUUUCUUCCUUAAUAUCUUCUACCGUGCAUCUUUCUGGUCAACCAGAAGCAAGGAAUACGCCGCAAAUUGCGCAUCACGCGAGCGUGAUGAGCUUCGCCUUAGUCAACUUCGUUGUUCCCUGGUGCUUUCUUGCCUCUGUUUGACCACUCCGUUCCUCACCCUACUUUCAUUGCCGCCGAUUGUCACCCAUCACCUGUCCUUUCUCGCCCAUCGCCUCCCAUAUCCUGAAACCAAUUACGAUUCCAAGAUUGACGACUUUGACUUGAAUAUCUUUAUUCCGUCUACUUGAGAUUUUCUCCUAUGUGGCACAGCUACCUUGAAAAUGUUAUGACGACCAUCAAAUAUGUGAAGCCUGCGCCAGCUUGUUAUUUCCAUUUCUUGUUGCUUCGAGCGGAAAACUUCAUCAUGCACAUUGAUGUCAAGUCUACCAGCUGGGAAACAAGAAAGCAAGGAAGGACGGCUCAAGCAUGGUCAACAAGCACCAUGUGAAUUUCGCGCAGCAGACGGCCGAGAGUAUAAGACGAAUGAUUAUGACCUGUCUUUGCCAUUCAAAUUUUUGUAGAUCGUAGUCUAUGGUAACCUUGUACGACUUUGGGUCUUUGGUGGAACUUGGAGUCUUGAAGGUCUCCAUUUGCUAUUGCUAGGAAAUAAGCAACAGGCACUAGCGGAAGCUAGUAUAGAAAAAGAUUAGUUUGAUCAACACAAUGGGCCAGACUGCAGGUACACUUUGUCUUUAAUUGUACGCACGCACAUAUCUACAUAACUCGAUACGGCUUCUUUGGCAUCACUUUCGGGCGGUCGUCUCAUGGCCA
Molecule: messenger RNA, 2539 nt
Organism: Aspergillus calidoustus
Lineage: Eukaryota; Fungi; Ascomycota; Eurotiomycetes; Eurotiales; Aspergillaceae
Source: the annotation of a GenBank genome assembly